AGGGUUGGGAUGUGUUUUGUUUAUGGAUGUGUCUAUUUUUGUAUGUCGUUUUCCACCUUUUCCCCGCAAUGGAUUUUUUUUCUCGUUCACUAUCCUUUCUAGUUGGUGGCGGUAAUGCACCAACAACAUUGAAUGCCAACCGCCCUUAAACCCCGUCGAAGAAGAAAAAGCGAGUUUGACAAAUCCCGGAACUAUCCGUGGAGUGUGAAAGUAGGAUAUUUCUCUAUAAUUUACAGUUUUGUCCAACAUUUUUUUAAAUCAUAGUGCAUACAUAGGCAUAACCUAUUUACAUCGAAUGUUAAACGGUAUGCGGGCUUCAUUUUGUGUACUUUAGAAAUUGACAACAUUGUCGUUAAAUGUGUUGAAGUUAACGUUACAGUCGUGGAUGUCUGACUAACGUAACGUUUCACUUCCAGAUUCAGUUCUGUAAUUCGAUUCAACGCCGCUUAAUCUCAUUAGCCUACUGCUCAUUUCGUUCUGAAAUCAACUAUUGAUACUUUUACAUAAUGAGAUAUUGCGCUUUAUUAUUAACAAUUUAUGCGCUGGUCUAAUCUCAAUGCUAGAGGGACAUACCGAGGUCGGACCAGGUAGACAGCCACCAUGGCUGCAGUGCAGGACUCUAUCUACAUGAAAUCCUCUGACCUUAUCAAAAAGGAGCCUCUGGACUACGGCGGCUUCGGUACCGUGUACCUGUGCUAUCACAAAACCCUCGGUCAGGUGGUUCUGAAGAGCGUCUACACCGGGCCACCACGCAAUGAGGGCAAUAAGCAGUCCCUGCUAGAAGAGGGCAGCCUGAUGACAAGACUGAACCAUGAGCGGGUGGUCAGGCUGCUGGGGGUGAUCCUGGAGGAUGGGGACUACUCUCUGGUCAUGGAGCUCCUCCCUAAAGGCAACCUGCUGGCCAUGCUGGACCAGGUUUCUGUGCCGAUAUCUAUCAAGGGCAGGAUCAUAUUGGAGAUUCUGGAGGGGAUGGUGUACCUGAUGAAGAACCGUGUCAUACACAAGGAUCUCAAACCAGAAAACAUACUGGUGGACAACGAUUUUCAUAUUAAGAUUGCAGACCUGGGCCUGGCCACCUGUCAGACGUGGAGCAGACUGACUAAGGAGGAGUCUCGCAGGCAGAGCCGGCUAGGACGUAUGGGGGCUGGAGGAGGGGGUGCCAGGGCAGCUGGUACUCUGUGCUACAUGGCUCCUGAGCACCUUGACAGCAUCCAUACACUCUCCUCUGAGAAGUCUGACAUCUAUAGCUUCGCUAUUGUCAUCUGGGUCAUCCUCACUGCCAGGGAGCCCUUUGAAAAUGCUCGGAGUGAGGACCAUAUCUGCCAGUGUGUCCGUAAAGGCGAUCGUCCGAAUGAAUACCUCAUCCCUGGUGAUACUCCUGUAGAGAUCAUAGAGCUAAUGAAGAGUUGCUGGCAUCAGGAUCCACAAUGGCGGCCAACAUUCAGAGAGGGCUACAACUUCUUCCUGCCCGUCUACAGGGAGAAGUUGGAGCCAGAUGUAGAAAGGGACUCACUUGGUCUCAGAGACUUGUACGAGGGGCCUGAGGAGCUGGUGGAGAAGAUGAAAUCUUUAUCGAUGCCUCCUGAGAGCCUUACAGCAGACCGGCCAGCUCCCUUGCUGAGCUCAGACAGUGCUGGGGCUGUCCGUAUAGAAGCUGGUCCAGUGGAGGCCAGCAUUGAGGACCUGAACCUCUUCCUUCCCUGUGAGCCAUCCCUAAUCCAGCCAGAUGCCCGGGCCCUCGGCCCCAUCAGCACCCCCUCGGGUAUGGAGCUCAAACUGGUCACCAGUUCGAGGUCAAACCUGGAGGUCAAAUUAGCCCAGGAGUACGAGUACCACAAAUUCGGCAGCUACUGCCGGAUGGACCAGCCGGACUUCAGCCCCUACCCUCACCCUGCCACCCCACAGCGCCUCUCCUCACAGGACCUCACUUCCACCAGAGGCCUCCCAGACCUCAGGCCCCCUCAGCCCCCAGUGUCCUCUGUCCAGUCUUGGACCAAAACCCAGGCCGUCCAGCCCAGCAGCGUGGAGGUGGACCCCCUCCUCCAUCUCUCUGACCUGUACGAGGCUACGGCCCCCUCCGGUACCACCACACCAAGACACCAGCUGUCAAGCCACAUCCCUGAGUCCACCAGCAGCCCAUCUCUGAGCCAUGGCAAGUACUCCCCCCAGCAGCAAUAUCCCUACGCCCAGUAUGACCGCCUCCAGUCCUGGCCAGCCUACCCAGUGCCAGAGUCAGCUGCCCCAGACCUCACUGCAGGGCUGCGCCUGAACUCAGGUGCCAAGGUUGGACUUUCACAAGACCCAGGCCUAUUUAUCCAGAAUGCCAGUGGGAUCCAGAUAGGCAGCAACAACACACUCAGCAUCAGGGGUCAUGAGUCAUACAGCAGCUCAGCCAGCUCUCUCUCCAACGGGCCCAACUCACUCUCUCUGCUCAAAGAAAACCUGCAGAUGUAUGAGGACCAGGCUGUGACGGAGGAGCACCUGGAUCUCCUGAGAGAUAACAUCGGGAAGGACUGGAAGCGCUGCGCCCGUCGUCUGGGACUGAGCGAGGUGGAGGUGGAGACCAUCGACCAUGACUACCAACGUGACGGGCUGCCUGAAAAGGUGCACCAGAUGCUGGAGCGCUGGAGGAUGAAGGAGGGCUGUGUGGGCUGCACCGUGGGCCGGCUCUGCAGAGCCCUGGAGAACUGUGUUAAAGUCGACCUGUUGAAGAGGCUUCUGCACUCCAGCGGGACCAACAGUUCUCUGUAGGUACAGUAGCCUGUAUCAACUGUAUUCAAUUCCCCCUACCCCUAUACCAGAGGGGUUACUAUUGACUCCAGCCCCCCACCCUCACCCUUACAUUCCUACCAACCAGUCUAACGUGUAAUGAUUGUGAGUUGAGUUGUUAGUAUUGACUUUGAACUACUUACUUACUGAAGGUAGUCUGGCUGUAAUUUUCUUGCCAUAUGAUUUGGAUAUGAGUGUAGCAGCCCAAAUACACCAUUCCAAUCUUUGGGAAAUCUGCAGUUGCUUCAUCCAUUUUUGGACUUAAGUUAACAAUAUAUACCCAUUUGAUUAUUGAAGGAAGAACUUAUAAAUGCCUCAUGAGUUUAGUUCAACUGUUGGGCCACAUCAGAGCCCUAUACUACAAAUCAGGUUUGAGGAGUUGGCGAGGCAACCUUGGUCAAAUCCUCGGGAUAAUCGGCAACAAAUUUUUAUCCUGAAUGAAGUGUCUGAGCCAAAAGUUGAGGAAUAAUUCAAUCAGAUACCCUCCAUGCAAAGCUUGUCAUCAUCCCCUCCAUUUGAGGAAGCCGACUGAUUUAAAUGUUUGUAUUAAUCAAAUGUUUUUGUGUGUAAAAAAAAAAAAAUCUUCAUGUUACACAUACAGUUGUAAUGGGGCGGCAGGGUAGUCUAGUGGUUAGAGCGUUGGACUAGUAACCGGAAGGUUGCAAGUUCAAACCCCUGCGUUAACAAGGUACAAAUCUGUCGUUCUGCCCCUGAACAGGCAGUUAACCCACUAUUCCUAGGCUGUCAUUGAAAAUAAGAAUUUGUUCUUAACUGACUUGCCUAGAUAAAUAAAGGUAAAAUAAAUAAAUAAAAUAAAAAAUGAUAGCAUCCGCUUUGCAAACUUGUGAUUGUAUUUUCACAUUUGCAACAGCCGCAACCACCAGUGCAUUCGGAAAGUAUUCAGAACCCUUGACUUUGUCCACAUUUUGUUACGUAGCCUAGUGGUUAGAGCAUUGGACUAGUAACCGGAAGGUUGCAAGUUCAAACCCCCGAGCUGACAAGGUACAAAUCUGUCGUUCUGCCCCUGAACCGGCAGUUAACCCACUGUUCUAAAAUAGAAAUAUAUCCUCACCAAUCUACACAUCACAUUUACAUUAGUAUUCAGACCCUUUACUGAGUAUUUUGUUGAAUCACCUUCACCAGCGAAUACAGCCUUGAGUCUUGUCGGGUAUGACACUACAAGCUUGGCACACCUCUAUUUGGGGAAUUUCUCCCAUUCUUCUCUGCAGAUCCUCUCAAGCUCUGUCAGGUUGGAUGGGUAGCGUCCCUGCACAGCUAUUUUCAGGUCUCUCCAGAGAUGUUUGAUCGGGUUCAAGUCCGGGCUCUGGCUCGGCCACUCAAGGACAUUCAGAGACUUGUCCCGAAGCCACUCCUGCAUUGUCUUGGCUUUGUGCUUAGGGUCGUUGUCCUGUUGGAAGGUGAACCUUCGCCCCAGUCUGAGGUCCUGAGCGCUCUGGAGCAGGUUUUCAUCAAGGAUCUCUUUGCUCCGUUCAUCUUUCACACGAUGCUUACUAGUCUCCCAGUCCCUGCCACUGAAAAACAUCCCCACAGCAUGAUGCUGCCACCACCAUACUUCACAGUAAGGUUGGUGCCAAGUUUCCUCCAGACGUGACACUUGGCAUUCAGGGCAAAUAGUUCAAUAUUGGUUACAUCAGAAUCUUGUUUCUCAUGGUCUAAGACCUUUAGGUGCCUUUUGGGGUGUCGUGUGCCUUUUACUGAGGAGUGGCUUCUGUCUGGCCACCUUACCAUAAAUGCCUGAUUGGUGGAAUGCUGGAUGGUUGUCCUUCUGGUUCUCCCAUCUCCACAAUCGGGUUCUUGUUCACCUCCCUGACCAAGAUCCUUCUUCCACGAUUUCUCAGUUUGGCCGGGCGGCCAGCUCUAGGUAGAGUCUUGGUGGUUCCAAACUUCUUCCAUUUAAGAAUGAUGGAGGUCACUGUGUUCUUGGGGACCUUCAAUGCUGCAGACAUAUUUUGGUAGCCUUCCCCAGAUCUGUGCCUCGACACAAUCUUGUCUCGGAGCUGUACGGACAAUUCCUUUGACCUCAUGGCUUGGUUUUUGCUCUGACCUGAACCGUCAACGGUGGGGCCUUAUGUAGACAGGUAUGUGCCUUUCCAAUUGAUUUUACCACAGGUGGACUCCAAUCAAGUGGCAGAAACAUCUCAAGGAUGAUAAUUGGAAACAGGAUGCACCUGAGCUCAAUUUCGAGUAUCAUAGCAAAGGGUCUGAAUACUUAUGGUAUUAAGGUAUUUCUGUUUUUUAUUUUGAUUAAAUUUUCGAAAAUAUAUCUAACUAUUUUCGCUUUGUCAUUAUGGGGCGUAAUGAGGAGAAAAUGUAUUCGAUCCAUUUUAGAAUAAGGCUGUAACGUAACAAAAUGUGGAAAAAGGGAAGGGGUCUGAAUACUUUCCGAAUACACUGUAUAUAUUCAUAUUUAUAAUAAAUAAUGAUUUAUAAUAACAAUCAGGAUUUUUGUGUCCAAUGUGGUAUGCAGAUGGAGAAAUGCUUCAUUUGCUUCAUCAUAUGUACAUAAUUUUAUAGCCCCUAUGCUGUGUCAGUUACAGUAGGCUACAGGUGAUUAUGCUUAUUGGCUAAUAGCACAUCUAAUAAAAUAGACCAUGUAUAGGCUAUGUGCAUGGUCCAUUAUGUUAAAAUAAUUUUUACCAAUAUGUUAUUUGGCCGGUUUCUAAAGGUGAAAAUGAUAUUUUAGAUGUUGCAGCAUAAUUUUAUUUUUGUAAAUUUUGGAGUAAAAUGUCCUUUUAAAAAGUUACCAGAACUGAGCUUUUCAUUCCUUCUACAUAAAAAAUAAUCCCAGGGAGGACUCCGAACCCCCUAAGCAAGGAGACUGGAAUUGGUUAAACUCACAGUUUACUAAAUGUAUCAAAUUAUCCCAUUUCCAUAAAAGCAUGGUCAUGCCUUUCUUACAUGAAAGGAGAGGUUAGACAAUCGAUCCGAGAUCGACGUAAGUUUCAGUCAUGGAAUUUAUACUUUUUUUUUUUUACCCCUGGAUAAGCACACAAAAGACGGCAUUAACGAUAAUAUAUCAAAUAAAGACUGCACUUCUAAAAGCCUAUUUCACACCAUAGCCUGCUGCAUUUGCUAAAUAACUUUUCUUUCAUUUAGAUUUCCACACAACAACAACAAAAAUGUGGUGCUGAUUCGCAUUGGAUGAAUGUUUCAGCAUUGUCUCAGUGAAGAGUUCGGCCUUUGACUAGACAUGUGUGACAUGCACACGCAGUUAAAGCCUGCUAGAGUUAAGCAGCAGGCAGACAAGCAAAAUCCACCAUCGUAGUACAGGCUGAGAUGGAAUGUGGAGCUAACUGAAGCUGGCUAGCUUUAUAAAAGUCUAGCUUGCGUCGUAAUUUACCACUCCGAACUCCGAAUAUUGGCUUGUUUUACUCCAAUGUUUGUAAACAAAGUAAAUGUAAGCAAACACUAUAUAGCCUCCAAACAUGGUUAAAACUAUAAUUUUGAUAUUGUGGAUGGUCAGUCCUUACAUCCAUAAGAACACAUUCCAAACCUGUCUCCGACACCCUCGUAAACUCCCAAUUUAAUUGACAGUGUCAUCUUCUUUACUUCCACUACCUGUCAGUCUUUCAAAAAGUUAAUCACUUGGAUAAAACAAGCCUUUGGACUGGAAACAUCUGCUGUGAACUCAGAGACACAUUUUGUGUCACACAGUACGUUCUAAAAAUCCAGUACACUCACAAUCAGAAAUAUGUUUUUAUUCAUAUUUUAUCUUAGUUGAUUUUAAUAUUUUUUUAUCAGCACCAAAGAAAAACGGAAGUGAACAUUUAAAAAUAAAUUAUAAUCCUUCCAGUAUAGUGAUCCUUGGUCUAGGCGAGCUACGUGGUGUGCAGUCAGUGCAUAUAGAAAUAUAAUUAACUCAUUCUAAUUCUAUGGCUGUGCAGCACCAACACACCCUGAUUCAACCAAUCAUUCGAUCAUCAACAUUCGAGACCUUGAUUAUUUAGGUCAGCAGUAGUUCAAAAGCACACCAUGUACAGUAGCUUUCCAAGAACAGAACAGAGAUGCAUGUUUCCUGUGGACAACAAACAUGUGACUUGUCCAGCAUAGACGUCGUUGCUCACCUGCUCUCCGCUAGAGGGCAGCAGAAUGUAUGUAUUCCUUGUCAGGUUUGUCUCAUAAUCAUGCGGAACCAGCCUCAUCGAAGGGCUCCAACCUUACACUAUUUAUCCCAUACAGCUGCCAGGCAGGAAUUUCCUCCUCCAUGCAUGACAAUUAGUUACCCCAGUGUACGGCAAAUGAAACAUGAAUGCAUAUGAAUUUGUUUGAGGCAAUUCCCUAUUUGACAGAUUAAAGGUCCGCUGAUAUUGAAACCUCUUGUCUCUAGGCUAGUUUAAAUGAACUAUUGUAGUGUUUUGUGAUACAAAACAGCAGUCAUGCACUGCAGGUCUAUUUUCCAUCAAAAUGUCUGCUCUUGGACAUGACCCUGAUUGUACGUCAAUGAAUGUGCUUUGGUGCGUGCUUGUAUGUUAUUUUGAUGCUUGGCAGUAGCAGUUAGUAGUGUGUGUGUGUGUGCAUGUGUGUGUGCACGCUUAAAUGUGUGUGUGUGUAUGCUCAUAUGUGGGUGAGAGAGGCAUCUCAAAAAGAGCUGGUGUUGUCACUUCACUGUGUUUUUAAAUAAAGUCUGUUUCAAGAGAA
This is a messenger RNA of Oncorhynchus kisutch (coho salmon), 7428 nucleotides long. RefSeq names its product receptor-interacting serine/threonine-protein kinase 1. Gene Ontology annotation, molecular function: JUN kinase kinase kinase activity; ATP binding; protein binding. Bases 601 to 2751 code for a protein of 716 amino acids. Gene Ontology annotation, biological process: protein phosphorylation; signal transduction. NCBI's taxonomy places the organism in Eukaryota, Metazoa, Chordata, Actinopteri, Salmoniformes, Salmonidae. The transcript is spliced from 10 exons. The record is from RefSeq and is a predicted model, not a curated record.